Colletotrichum paranaense is the source of this 312-nucleotide messenger RNA. RefSeq lists its product as uncharacterized. The transcript has a single exon. The coding region runs from base 1 to 312 and encodes 103 amino acids. The record is from RefSeq and is a predicted model, not a curated record. Lineage: Eukaryota; Fungi; Ascomycota; Sordariomycetes; Glomerellales; Glomerellaceae.
AUGGAAGGCCAGUACGGCCCACACAGAAACCAUGCAUCGCACAACUGUAUGAGGUACCUCGCCAUGGCUUCAGUGUUGCUCAAUCCGAAGAAAAGCGAACGCCGUACCCACCAAGCCAGAUUCAAACAAAGUCCAACACCUCAUGCGUGGAUGCGCUCAUAUCAGACGGCCGCCGGGGUACUCGAGACGCCGCCUGCAGAGCAUGCCCCGGUUGCAGUCGCUCAUCUCCAGUCUUACGGCAAUCUUCCCAUCGAAAACAUGUGGCUAACCUUUGUCUCUAUUCGUUGCCGUGCGAGAUCACCCAGCACAUAG